AUGCUUUAUCAACCUCAAAUUACUCCAAUUCAAAGCAGUAAAUUAUUGCCAGCUGCUAAUACCGGUGCUUCUAAUGGUUCAAAAAAAUCCACAAGCUUACCUUCUUUUAAUGAAUUGUUAACUUCAAUUCCUUUACCAACAGAUUUCAAAUCUUCUGCUAAUACUACUCCAAAAUCUACAAAUUUACCUUCUCCUUCUUAUAGCUAUUAUUCAUCUUCCUCAAGUUCAGUACCAAGUAGUAUUCCAACUAUUGGAAGUACUAUUGCUUCUGCUACUGUCACUUCUGCUACUGGUUCUGCUCCAAUGCAACAACAUAGAUUACCAACUCCACCAUUAUAUUCCACCUCACAACAAGUUUCUCCUAAUUUACAACAUUCUCAACCAUCUUAUCAAUAUUAUAACUAUCAACCUCAACAACAAGUAGUUAUGGUUGGUUCUACUGCUGGUCAUGUUUUACCACCACCACCACCUCAACAAUAUCAAUCACAACCAAUUGUUAGACCAUCACCAAUUCCAAUCACUCCUACAACUACUUCUUUUGAUAUUAAUCCAAAAAUACGAUCAUCAUCAACUGGUGAUUUAUCAAGUCAUCCAAAUCAUUCACGUGCAUCUAUGUUGCCAUCAUUCACACCAGUAACAACAGCAUCAAUAAAUACAAGUCCAAUUUCUACAACAAAUACUAAUACUACUACUACUACUACAUCACCUAAAGAUCCAAGACGAAAACAUGUUUGUAAAGUAUGUUCUCGUUCCUUUACUACUUCUGGUCAUUUAGCUAGACAUAAUAGAAUUCAUACUGGUGAAAGAAAACAUGAAUGUCCUUGGCCAACAUGUGAUGCUAGAUUUGCUAGACAAGAUAACUGUAAUCAACAUUAUAAAACACAUACAAAUGGUAAAAAUAAAAGAAAUAGAAAUCAUAACAACACGAAUGCUACUACUGCUACUGUUGCUGGUGUUCAAGGUAAUAUUCCUGUUAUUUCAAAUCAUCAUCUUAGUCAUCAUCAUCAACAUAAAUAUAAUGGUAAGAGCCUUGUUUAA
Molecule: messenger RNA, 1038 nt
Organism: Candida tropicalis MYA-3404
Lineage: Eukaryota; Fungi; Ascomycota; Pichiomycetes; Serinales; Debaryomycetaceae
Gene: NRG1
Product: Nrg1p
Exons: 1
Coding region: 1-1038 (345 amino acids)
Biological process (GO): regulation of transcription by RNA polymerase II
Cellular component (GO): nucleus
Molecular function (GO): RNA polymerase II cis-regulatory region sequence-specific DNA binding; DNA-binding transcription factor activity, RNA polymerase II-specific
Source: RefSeq, a predicted model, not a curated record